Thecamonas trahens ATCC 50062 is the source of this 861-nucleotide messenger RNA. RefSeq names its product methyltransferase OMS1. The coding region runs from base 1 to 861 and encodes 286 amino acids. The transcript has 2 exons. NCBI's taxonomy places the organism in Eukaryota, Apusomonadida, Apusomonadidae. The record is from RefSeq and is a predicted model, not a curated record.
AUGUUCCGCCCCCGAAACGUGGCCGCUCUCGGCGCAGGCGUCCUCACUGCCGCCGUCGUCUUUGCCUGGCCGUCGUCGUCGCAGUCGACGGGCUCGCCGACGAGACGCGACAGCGUGGCGGCACUGGUACCCGAGGCCAAGCGGCGUGCGGCGUACGAUGCCGAGGCCGACGGCUACGACGGCUUUGUGGCCUUUGAGGAGUUCUUUAUGGGCCUUGGCCUCCUCCGCCGCCUGCUCGUCCGCCAAGCCCACGGCGCCGUCCUCGAGGUUGCCGCCGGCACCGGCCGCAACCUGCCGUAUCUGCGCGCCUCGGCCGUUGACACGGUCCUCCUCAUCGACUGCUCCGAGCCGAUGCUCAACGUUGCCCGCGCCAAGGCCGCAGACUUCGCGUCCCUCGCCCCGCUCUACUGGUCCGUCUCCAUCGAGGAUCUUGCCGGGGCGCUGGCGUCGGCGCCGGCCGCUCCGCCAGAGCCCACGUCGACCGGCGUCCUCCGCCCUCUCGUCGAGCUCUCGCCCGAGCUAACGCUCCCGGCCAAGUUUGACACCAUUGUCGACUCGUUCGGCCUCUGCUCGUACGAGGACCCCGUGGCGGCGCUCCGCAUCAUGCGCAGUCUGCUUGCCGAGACCGACGACGCGCAACUGCUCCUCCUCGAGCAUGGCCGCGGGCACUACAACUGGCUCAACGAGUUCCUCGACUCACGGGCCCUCGAUCAUGCAUCCAAGUGGGGCUGCUGGUGGAACCGCGACAUCGGCGCCCUGCUUGAUGCUGCCGACCUCGAGAUUGUCUCGCUUCGUCGCUUCCACUUUGGUACGACGUGGAUGGUGGUGGCAAAGCCGAAGCGUGCCCGCAGUAGCAGCUAG